This is a messenger RNA of Zerene cesonia (dogface butterfly), 1574 nucleotides long. RefSeq lists its product as uncharacterized. The record is from RefSeq and is a predicted model, not a curated record. Gene Ontology annotation, cellular component: extracellular matrix. Gene Ontology annotation, biological process: extracellular matrix organization. NCBI's taxonomy places the organism in Eukaryota, Metazoa, Arthropoda, Insecta, Lepidoptera, Pieridae. The coding region runs from base 215 to 1480 and encodes 421 amino acids. The transcript is spliced from 9 exons. Gene Ontology annotation, molecular function: metalloendopeptidase activity.
UUCGGUUCAGUCUUACGCCAUACGCCGUAGAGGGCGGACGUCUGUAUCGCAGACAGCAGUCAGGACAUUUUUAACGUAUAGUGAUUGUGUAGUGAGUGCGUAACUUCGGAUUAUAUACUUUUAAUUCUUAUAAUGCAAAGUAAGAAACGCCAAAGGAAGAGAAGGACAAAACGCAGCGCAGUAAAAUGAGCAUUGGAAAUGUGACAUAAUCGACAUGAAGGCGAACAUGGAAUCACUCAUACGCCCCCCGGGCAAAGUUUCCAAUAGAGAUUUGCUUGUUGUGUUCUUGUUCUUGUGUCAGACGAUAGUUUGUGACAGCCAGUGUCCGAAGUUCGCUGAGAAGCCUCUAGAGACGAGGGUGCAAGACGCCUCCAUCGUCUUUAGGGCAGUGGUGGUGGAAACACACUAUCAGACUAAAACACUAGACUUAGCGCUAGUGUCAAUCUAUCGGGGUGGAAUGGAGUUGGCGUCUGUCAGCCAAUAUUUUGGAUCCCCGUAUAAUACGACAGAUAGGCAGGUGAACCUAAAGAUCAGUUCCCAGCUACUCACCUGCUUUAACUGGAGUAUGGCGCCUCAGAGUGAGAUGGUGGUGUUCGCGCGGGUCAGUGAACCCGCUGUGGACUUAGAGACUACGCCGGCAGAUGGCCCGUGGCUGGAAGCCACCUCCGCGGCCGUGCCGUGGAGUCUGGGUGUAGAUAUAGGCAUAUGGAAUGCUGUAGGUUGGGCUGGUUGGGGAGAGUGGGGGCCUUGUAGUAAAACGUGUGGGGGAGGGAGACAGACACGUCGGAGAUACUGUUCUAAACCCACAUGUGAGGGGUACGGGGAACAGUGGACAUCAUGUAACUCCUUCGAUUGUGAAGGUACAAUAAACCCCCUCGCACCAAGCGCGCGGCGAAACUUCCAUCCCGCCCAAGCGCGCUGGGGUCGCGUAUCCGACCGCCCUCACGCGUUCACUUUGCGCCCAAACUCCUACAUUUGGAUCGCUUCCUCUGAACUGUUCGCAGCGGGGAAGGCGUUCCCCAGGGAGUUCACUUUAUUCCUGUCUUUGAGGUUGCGGCCUGAGAGCGGGGGGUACGGGCAAGGCACGCUGUUCUCGCUGCGCUCGCGGCGGCGCUCGGGCUCGUUCCUGUCGCUGGAGCUGGCGGGGCGCGGCGCGGCGCGGCUCGUGCACGCGGGGGGCGGCGCCUCGCGCUCUAUAUACCUUGCCGUGCCGUUGUACGACUUUCGGUGGCACCAUAUUGCUAUCAGCGUACACGACGAUAACACGGUAAGAAUAUACGUAGACUGUCGUUGGCUGAGGACCGAUGUCCUCGAAAAGGACGCUCUGGACACCCCGAGGGAUGCAGAUCUUAUUAUAGGCUAUCUCUUCUCGGGUGAUUUGGAGCAAUUAGUGCUGGUGCCAAAAGCAGGCCAGGCCCAUAAGCAGUGCUCCAGCCAAGCCAGCGGCGACGUCGCCCCAUAUGUUACGCUUAACACGUAACUGCGAUGCCCUUAUAUACACGUGAAAUGAAUUGAUAACGAAUACUCAAACAAUUCUUGGUGUUAGAUAUUAAUCUAGUAUUUUCUUGUGUUUG